CCCACGCACACUGGGUGAUAUUGAGUCAGGAAGUGCCCGGUGCUAAAAUGGCUGCGAAAGAGCAAGUUGCGAGUUUAAACGAGGAAGUAACUUGUCAGAUCUGCCGGGAUUUCUUCACCGAUCCGGUUAUACUUGAAUGUGGGCACAACUUCUGUCGCCGCUGCAUCACACGGCGUUGGGAAAGAGAGGUGAAAAACUCCUGCCCGGAAUGUAAUGCGGAGUUUGCAGGCCGCGCCCUCAAGGUAAAUCCGGCAUUAGGAAGUCUGGCUCUAAAAACUCAGGGAUUAAACCUGAUGCUGAAAGAGAAAGAAAGGAAGCUUCAAUGCGAGGAACAUCAGGAAGAACUGAAGAUGUUUUGUGAAACUGACAAGAAACUGAUCUGUGUGAUUUGUGCAACUUCGCGGGAGCACAAGUCUCACAACUUCAUGCCGAUUAAAGAAGCUGUUGAAAUCUACAAGAAUCAUGUAAAAUCUUCAUUGGAAUCUCUCGCAAAAAAGAAAUCAGAGGUCCAUGAAAUGGCUGAACAACAGAAGCAGAAGAUUUCUGGAGUUCGGGAACAGUCACAGAGUCUGCAGGCUCACGUUAAAUCGCUGUUUGAUGACUUGCGCCAAAUUCUCGCCGAGAGAGAGGAGCGCUUACUGAGAGAGCUCAGGGCGGAAGAGGAGAAAACUCUAAAUCCAAUGGAGAAAAAUCUCCGAGAUAUUCAAGAGAAUUUAUCAUCUAUUCAGCAGAAACUCUCGAAGUUACAGGAGCAGAUUGAUCAACAAGAUAGUGCGACAUUUCUGAAGGAGGAGUCUUGUCAGAAGAGAAGUUUCAGUACGGAAGAACAUGUAUUUUCAAUUUUGGAUGGUGCCCUGCCGGUUAAAACAUUCAGCCACGCAACUUUGUUGAAAGCAGUAUUGAGUGAAGAGUUUAAUUUCAUCAAACAAGUCUCCGUCACCCUAGAUGUGGAAACAGCAGCUUCGCGGCUCGAAGUGUCUGAGGAUCGGAAGAAUGUGAGAUGGACCCGGACCUCAAAGGAUCUCCCUGACACCGGGAAGAGAUUUGAAGACCAGCCUUGUGCGCUGGGAUCGGAGGGAUUCACAUCGGGGAGACAUUACUGGGAGGUGGAGGUGGCAGGGAGUCGGCGCUGGAGUCUGGGAGUCGCCGCAGAGUCUGUGGCGAGGAAAGGAUUGGUCAGACUCAGACCAGCGACUGGAGUCUGGAGCAUCGCGCGGAACAAUGACAAGUUUUUUGCAAACAGUUCCCUUUCAUCCCCUCUCCCUGCCGGUACCAUUCCAGAAAGGGUGCGAGUUUAUCUCAGUUACGAGUCCGGGACGGUCUCAUUUUACAGCGUGGACACCAAGUCCCAUCUUUACACCUUUCCGGUGACCAAAUUCACGGGGAAACUUUACCCAUUCUUCCGGGCUGUGGAUGGAAACUGGCUGAGAAUCUCUUCCGGUUCUUUUCCGCUUCUGUAAGAGGGUUGGGUCCCGGGACCGGCGUCAGUAGUGGGGCUCGGGGUCUGUGCAGUAGAAACCACAUUUUGUAACAGGUUGGCGCUGAACGGGUCCCAUUCGAUUCCCAAAUUCCGCAUUGUAAAACCGGAAAUGAUCUUGGAAAUAUAACUAGUCGGAAGGCUGAAAUAAAAAGUAGUGGAAAAUAAGCGGUUUGACUGAUGUUUGGCGUUGUUUACAUCCAGAAGAUAGGGAAUAUUCAUUUUUCUCUCAUGUUCAAAAUAUAUAUUCCAGGAUUGACUAUUUUUUUAUUGAUACUCAAAUGAUUCCAUCAGUUCGAAUCUAUAAAUAAAAGAGAUUGCUCUUCCA
Pristis pectinata (smalltooth sawfish) is the source of this 1805-nucleotide messenger RNA. RefSeq names its product zinc-binding protein A33-like. Gene Ontology annotation, molecular function: protein binding; zinc ion binding. The record is from RefSeq and is a predicted model, not a curated record. The coding region runs from base 48 to 1460 and encodes 470 amino acids. NCBI's taxonomy places the organism in Eukaryota, Metazoa, Chordata, Chondrichthyes, Rhinopristiformes, Pristidae. The transcript is spliced from 6 exons.